AUGGCGUACCUUGCUCCCAUUCAUCGGCCGUCGAGCGUACGGCAUGCCAUUAAGAUCUCCUUUCUAGCGCCGGGAUCAGAAGACUUGAUUGUGGCCAAGGCGAACCGAUUGGAGAUAUGGUCCCCCAGCCAGCAACCGAACGAUCCUACCCUAGUUCUUCAACACACCAAGGCGAUAUACGGCAGGGUAACAUUACUCCACAAGCUGCGACCGGCAACGAGCUCAGCGGAUCACCUAUUCGUGGGCACAGAUCGAUAUCACUACUUCACUCUAAGCUGGGACGACGAGAAGAAGGCGCUCACGACGGAGAAGAGCUAUGUCGACAUUGCAGAGAAAGCGGCGAGAGACAGCCAGACGGGCGACAGAGUCCACAUUGACCCUACAUCACGCUUCAUGACAUUGGAGUGUUACGAAGGCGUUGUCAAUGUGCUCCCAAUCGCACAUUCGGGCAAGGGCAAGCGAAGAGCAGCGGAUAAUGAAGUUGGAGAGCUGGGCGAGCCGAUCCCGGUACGGAUACCAGAGCUGUAUGUGAGGAGUAGCUGCUUUUUGCAUCAAAGACAAACUGGAACGAAACAACCCGACCCGCAAUUCGCGGUACUGUACGAGGAUAGCCAGAGCAGGGUGCGGAUCAAGAUCAGGAAAGUGAGCUACUCUCCUUCCCUGAGGCCGGGAGAUGAACCGGCGACUGCGGAUCUGGAGGAAGGCCAGGAUGUACAGGAUUCGCUAGAGGCCGGGGCGGGAAUGAUGAUACCUCUACCUGCGCCUAUGUACGGCCUGUUGGUCAUCGGCGAGACGAGCAUUUCAUAUGUCGAUGAGUGGAACUUCAGAGUGCAGGAGACAGAACCCCUGGAUGAUGCGACCGUAUUCGUAGCCUGGUGUCCGCUGGACGAUCAAAGAUACGUUUUAGCCGAUGACUACGGCAAGCUGUAUCUAUUGAUGGUGCAACAGAAUGGCAACGGGGAAUACCAGGGUCAUCAGAUUGAUGUACUUGGUGAGACCAGUAGAGCAAGUACUUUGGUCUACUUGGAUGAGGGUCGAGUCUUUGUAGGCAGCCACCAGGGCGACAGCCAGGUCAUUCAGAUCUCUCCGAAGAACAUCGAAGUUGUGCAGACCUUCCCCAACAUUGCACCCAUUCUGGACUUCACUGUGAUGGACAUGGGGAACAGGAGCUCCGAUGCGCCGGUCAAUGAAUUCUCCAGCGGGCAAGCUAGGAUAGUAACUGGUUCUGGAGCGUUCAAAGAUGGCAGUCUGCGAUCUGUACGGUCUGGCGUCGGGCUGGAAGACAGAGGCGAUCUCGGAAGUCUAGACGCACCCAUAUCGGCAGUGUUCAGCCUCAGGAGUAGUGCGGCCGCACAAUUGAUGGAUACGCUGGUCGUGAGCUUCGUGGAUCACACCCGCAUCUUUGUCUUUGAUGCAGAAGGAGACGUCGAAGAGAGGGAAGACUACCGCGCCUUCAGCCUCUCCGAAAACACACUGCAUGCAGCCAACUUACCAGAUGGGAGAGCUGUACAGGUCACAAGUUCUUCUGUAUUGCUCACUGAUGCUGAAGGCGACAUGGUGACCGAUACCUGGAAAGCGCCGAAUGGAGCCUCGAUCACGGCUGUUGCGGUCGACACAGUGAAGGUUCUUGCAUCUCUGAAUGGCAAAGUUCUUGUAGUGCUGGACCUGUCGCAAUCAUCGAUAAACGUCCAAUCGGAACGGACCUUCGGCAGCGAUGAGGAGGUAUCGUGUAUUGCGCUGUCAACAUCAAUACCAAACGCCUGUGUUGCGGGCUUCUGGAAGGACAGCAGGGUUUCCUUCCUGGAUCUGCAAUCACUCCAGCCGCUCGCAACGGAACGCGUGGCCGAAGACGUGCUUGCAGUGCCUCGCUCUUUGACCGUAGCCAGUAUUCUCAAGGACCAGCCGGCGACACUGUUUGUCGGUCUUGCAGAUGGCAACGUAGUCACAUACACUAUCGAGUCAGAACAGAAGCUGUUUGCGGCAAGGAAGAGCAUAAUACUGGGCACUCAGCAGGCAAAUUUUGCCGUCCUCCCCAGAGCUGAUGGCUUGCAGAAUGUGUUCGCGACCUGUGAGCACCCGUCACUCAUCUACGGAUCGGAAGGCCGAAUGGUGUACUCGGCCGUCACAGCAGAAAGCGCUACAUCCAUCUGCUCCUUCAACUCAUUUGAGCCGUACUCCAACGCUAUCGCAAUAGCAUCAGGAGACCAACUGAGGGUCGCUGUGGUCGAUGAAGAGCGGACAACACACGUACAGGAUCUUUUCGUACACGAGACUGUGCGACGUAUCGCGUACUCCGCCGACCUCAAGGCUUUUGGGCUGGGCUGUAUACAGCGCACUCUCACAACUGUUGGACCCAGUGGCGAGGCGGCGGAAGAAGUCAAAAGCCACUUCAAGCUCGUGGACGAGAUCGCCUUCAAAGAACUCGACACUUUCUGUUUCAACGAGGAUGAGCUUAUCGAGUCCGUCAUCCGCUGUAAGCUUGAUGAUGGUUCUGGCGAUGAAGUGGAGCGAUUUGUUGUUGGUACCGCAUAUCUAGACGAUCAGGAUGCCAAUUCGGCUAGGGGACGUAUCUUGGUGCUCGAAGUCACAGAAGACCGCAGAUUGAAGCUCGUCACGGAGCUCAGCGUCAAAGGCGCAUGUCGAUGUCUCGCGGUGUGUCAGGGAAAGAUUGUGGCGGCUCUUGUCAAGACGGUAAGCCUUUUCCCAUUUGUGGUAUUAACUCGCACUGUACUGACUACGAGCAGGUUGUCGUCCUCGACUUCGACUACGCCGGCGGUGCACAACCGAGUCUUAUCAAGAAAGCCGCCUACCGCACCGCAACCGCUCCCAUUGACAUGUGCGUCGUCGACAACGUGAUCGCUGUGACCGACCUCAUGAAAUCCAUGUCGCUGGUAGAGUACAUGCCGGGCCGACAAGGCCUGCCAGACACAUUGAGCGAGGUCGCACGCCACUUUGACACUCUCUGGGGCACAGCUGUCGCGAAUGUCGCCGAGAACACCUACCUCGAAUCCGACGCCGAGGGCAAUCUGGUCGUCCUGCAACACGACGUGAACGGUUUCAGCGAAGAAGACCGGAAGCGUCUCCGCGUCACGAGCGAAAUGCUCCUGGGAGAAAUGGUCAACCGCAUCCGCCCCAUCGACGUAACACCCACCCCGGGCGCGAUCGUCAUCCCGCGUGCUUUCCUCGCCACCGUCGAGGGAAGCAUCUAUCUCUUCGCCCUCAUCGCCCCGGGCAAACAAGACCUCCUCAUGCGCAUGCAGAACAAGAUGGCCGACCUCGUCCAGACCCCCGGAAACGUGGCCUUUGCCAAAUUCAGGGGUUUCAAGAAUCAGGUUCGCGAUGAGAGUCAUCAGGGACCUAGCCGGUUUGUGGACGGGGAAUUGAUCGAGAGGUUUCUGGACUGUUCCGAGGAGAUUCAGAGGGAGGUUGUCAGGGAUCUGAAUGUGGAAGUUGAGGAUGUGAGGGGUAUGGUGGAGAGUUUGCGGAGGAUGCACUGA
This is a messenger RNA of Lecanosticta acicola, 3497 nucleotides long. NCBI's taxonomy places the organism in Eukaryota, Fungi, Ascomycota, Dothideomycetes, Mycosphaerellales, Mycosphaerellaceae. The record is from the annotation of a GenBank genome assembly.